GCUGGCCCGGGGCCCGCGGGAGCGCGAGAGGCGGGUCUCAGAGGAAAGAUAUAAGCGGCCCCGGGACGCUGCCAAGGUGCCAGCUGCGGAGUCUUCACCUGGAAGAGCCGCGGCUGCCGAGGAGGAGGAGAACGCAGAGGCCGGCCGGACCUCGGACGCGCUGACCGCCGCCGCGCCGCCGCCCCCCGCUCGCGCUGCCUCCUGCUCGCGCCGCCUCCUGCUCGUGCCGCGCCUGCCAGGUCACCCCCGCCCCCGAGAUGGAAACGGUGCAGGAGCUGAUCCCGCUGGCCAGGGAGAUGAUGAGCCAGAAGCCCAGUCGGAAGCUGGUGAAGCUGUACGUGCUGGGCAGCGUGCUGGCCUUCUUCGGCGUGGUGAUCGGCCUGGUGGAGACAGUGUGCAGCCCCUUUACGGCCGCCAGCCGCCUGCGGGACGAGGAGGCAGCGGUGGCCGAGCUGCAGGCCGUGCGGGAGCGAGAGCGGGAGCGGAAGGUCCUGGAGACUCCGGCCUUGCUAAAGAAAGGCAAGCAGCAGGAGGCCGUCCUCUGCAGCCGGGCACUCUCAAACCGGCUGCACGCCUCCUAGGACCCCCGGGAGCUGGCAGAGGGAGGAGACAGAUAACCUGAGCGUGAGAAGAGAGCGUGCAUAGGGUCAGGCCCAAGUGGGAGAGAGCAAGAGUCCUUUGCUGUUUGGACUUUUGGACUUAACAUCGGAGAAGCCACUGACUUCUAGAACUGAAUCACCGCACGGAUCCACCAAAAGGAGUCUGGGAUUGAGUUUUGCUGCUGUGCAGCGUUGCAGGAGGACAUGUCCAAAACUAUGUAUCUUUGAGCUUAGUGCACCUACCAUUUUGCACUAGGGUGGAAGGAGGGGAAAUGCUUUUUAUAUAUUAUUAUUAUUAUUAUUGUUAUUAUUACUACAGUGGCCACCGUUUUGCAUUUUGAAAUAAAAAUCU
This is a messenger RNA of Suricata suricatta (meerkat), 951 nucleotides long. It is a transcript of the gene G0S2, whose product is annotated as G0/G1 switch 2. Bases 258 to 581 code for a protein of 107 amino acids. The transcript has 2 exons. Gene Ontology annotation, biological process: positive regulation of extrinsic apoptotic signaling pathway. Lineage: Eukaryota; Metazoa; Chordata; Mammalia; Carnivora; Herpestidae. The record is from RefSeq and is a predicted model, not a curated record. Gene Ontology annotation, cellular component: mitochondrion.